AUGUACGACGACCUCAAACAGGUGAUAGAGGGCGCUUCACGGAUCCUGGAGAAAACCCUGAGCCGCAGAACCAGACCGAUCAAGAACUUUGUCCUGGUCCCCUUCCACGACCCAGGUGUUGUUGUUGGUGAGGACCAGGGUCUGAAGGAGCUCCUGAACAUUCACAACUCUGCUCUGAUCGUCAGCCUCAAGUUUCCACGUCCUGGAGCCUGGAAACUCAAGGUCAGUUGCAGUGGACGCCACAUGUUGAGGGUCACUGGCGUCAGUAACCUGGACUUCCGUGCUGGAUUCUCCAGCGUUCCUGUGUCAGAGUUCAGCUCCACCAGAGAGAGGCCGAUCAAAGGAAUUCCGGCCCACGUGCUGCUGAAGUGUACCGGUCUGCAGCCCCCGGGCCAGCUGAGCCACGUUGAACUCAUGUCAGGAUCCGGCCGCUCCCUGCGGACACUCCCCGUGCGCCGCUCCCCCCCGCCCUGGGCCGGCAGGGUCUGUGGAGUCUCCCCGAGUUCCGCACCCCCUCCCAGAGCUUCUUCAUCAGGGUGACGGGCAAAGACGCGGGGGGGCACCGCUUCCAGAGACUGUCCAGUGUCUCCUACACCAACAUCGUUCCAGGCAGGACGGAGACGGCGCUCACACGCACUUCAUCA
Molecule: messenger RNA, 644 nt
Organism: Cynoglossus semilaevis (tongue sole)
Lineage: Eukaryota; Metazoa; Chordata; Actinopteri; Pleuronectiformes; Cynoglossidae
Product: hemicentin-1-like
Exons: 4
Coding region: 1-540 (179 amino acids)
Source: RefSeq, a predicted model, not a curated record